Tripterygium wilfordii is the source of this 1103-nucleotide messenger RNA. Its product is annotated as probable F-box protein At3g61730. The transcript has 8 exons. Gene Ontology annotation, biological process: reproductive system development. Gene Ontology annotation, molecular function: protein binding. The record is from RefSeq and is a predicted model, not a curated record. Gene Ontology annotation, cellular component: nucleus. The coding region runs from base 55 to 960 and encodes 301 amino acids. Lineage: Eukaryota; Viridiplantae; Streptophyta; Magnoliopsida; Celastrales; Celastraceae.
CUGUGUGCUUCGGAGACUGAAUAUCGAAAACGAGAUCAUUCGCAGAGCGAUAAAAUGAGGAAGAGAAUUCGAAGAAACAACUCCAUCAAGAGCUGCACUUCUCCUCGUCGCAGUUUUCCUACUUGCCACUCUUUCGACUGGUUCGAAGAAGAUCUAUGGACGGAGAUCGCAAAGUUUCUGGACGGAAAAUCUCUGGUGAUGCUGGCAACAACAAACAAAUGGUUCAACAGCCUCAUCAUGCAAGACAGUGUGUGGAGAUAUGCAUGCUUGCGUGAUCUUCAGAUCCCAGCUCCAUGCCACGUUGAAUUCAAGUGGAGCAAGCUCUACGCUUCAGCUUUCAACUGUAGUCAUGCUUACACUUUCCGCCAGCAGGAAAAGCAUAUUGAUUGGAUGCGAAUUGGUGCAUUUUCUCUCAACUCACGAGCAGCCUUCCUGACCAAGAAUCUGAAUGGUCCACUGAAAAUCUCGAAAGAAAAGACUAAAGAAAAGAUGCUGGAAUUCUGUGGAUCAUGCGUGUUGGAAAAUAUGAAAACUGGGAUUUGGAUUGCUGACCUGCAGCUUGUUCGAUGUCCUGUUUGUGACCUAAAUGCAUGUGAUGGGACGAUGCAGACAUUAGAUGCAAGGCAUAUUGAGCUCUUCUUGAAAGAGGGCUACCAAGAUGGGAGCUGGGAGUACAAUCUUAUGGGAUCUCAUAAGAUUGAAAAGAAUGUAGGUGAAGCUUCUGCGGCAAUUUUUGAUGUCAAACAUCUCAAGGAUUCUUCAACAGCUGCAAUAUUCGAUCUCAAGUCAUGGGCAGGGAAACCUAAUGAUUGGCAACCAAAGUCUCUUAUCACUUUCAAUGCAGUUGCCAUAACCACCAAUUUACAAGAAAAUGAAGGAGUUCUUGUAAAGUACCAUACUAUGAGCGCUGGAGAGGAAGGAGAAGUCGUUUCAAUUAGAAUCUCUCAUCAGCUCCUCUAGAUCUGCUCAACUAUACUAUAGUAAAAAUAUGAUCUCUCUUGGAAGAAAAUUAAUUUUACUUUCUAGUGUUGAGAUGCAAUGACACAAUUCACUGAACAGAUUGAUCUUGUGUACAUUCUACAAAACUUGUGUACAAGGUUACA